This is a messenger RNA of Cooperia oncophora, 522 nucleotides long. The record is from the annotation of a GenBank genome assembly. NCBI's taxonomy places the organism in Eukaryota, Metazoa, Nematoda, Chromadorea, Rhabditida, Trichostrongylidae.
AUGGUUAUACCUCAGAUUAUUGAUAUCGAUUUCGCUGAUGUCUACAAUUUACGGGAUCCCCUUGGUGUAUUGACUGAUUUACUCAAACAGGAGGGAGCUUCGGAGGUAGAACCAAGGAUUCUUCGUUCUUCUGGCCCUGUCAGCGCUGAACCAGUAUACGUCGUUGGUAUUUACAAAGACAAGUCAGAGCUUGUUGGGCAAAGUGCUGGAGAGACGCUGAGCGUUGCUUCAGAGAUGGCAGCUCGUGAAGGACUCCUCCGGCUUUGGGGAAUUACGGCCGAUAGGGUGUUCUUCUUUGGACGUAAAGCUGCUGAAGCUCCGCUUGAAGAGUUCUCCAAGGAAAACUUUUUCUUGAGAGAUCGUUGUAGCCCAAGCACGGAUACAUCUGUGGAACCUGUCGUUGAUAUCGAGCCCUUGAAUGUGAUCGAGGUGGCUAUGCGCUAUCGUGAUAAAGUACAAUCAGUUGUGGGAUUGAGUUAUACAAAACGAUUGCGACACAAAAUUCCUCUCGCGGAUCUCUAG